CGAAACAUCGUCACGAACAUAGAAAUUAUAAAUAUCUUUUUUCAGUUUUGCAGAAAGUUGAACUGAAGUACGAUGAUGAGUUGGUUUAGGAAUUAGACCAAAUUUCUGAGCUAAAUGCUGAACAAUUUUUUUUUUUUUUUAUCACAUUUCGGCAAAGCCGAAUUAACCGUUUUCAAACACUUUCCGAACGACUGACGACUCUUGAAUGCACUGGGAACUGUUUUUGUAUUCAAACGUUUUCUUUUACUCUUACGAAAAUUAACUUGAUUGAUUUUAUUUUUCAAACGGAAUGCUGCCAGAUCUAGACCGGUUAACUUCUCUCUCUUCAAAUUACCACGAACACGAGCCUUAGCUUUCGCCGCUUCAUAUUUAACCUUAUCUUUUUUUAUUUUCUCACGAUAUUUUUUUGCGCUUUCCGCCUGACUCAUGGCCAUUCUCUUAUCUCACUAGGAAAUCCAAACAACACUUACCUUGCAAAACAAUAGAAUAGAAAAUAGAAUAUGAGAGCUAAUAGAAGUAAAAAACAUAAACAAUAUUGUUCUCUUUUUUUAAAAAUAUCACACUUAUAUGGAUGGAAGCAAAUCUUGCUUCUAAUGCGUCGUUCUUUUAUGCUUAGCUUUCGGCAAAAUAAAAGGGGUGAGUGUGUAGAUUACAUUUUUCUCUCUCGCUAGUAAAUUAGAUUUUUCUUUUCUUUCGUGCUCUCUCAAAGCAACGAUCACAAUACACGCAGGAGACAGAUGGACAUAGAGCUGUAUCUGAAGCGUAAAGUACACUCUGUAUACAGAAGGUCAACGAGUUCUAUUCGAAGCUGAUGCUCUACGUGCUCUCCGUUUGGCUGAUUUUGAGCGAUUUAAAUCGAUUUUGGACCACUGUAAUAGAUUUAAAUCGAUUUCAAGCGAUUUUGUGACUAAAAAUCGAUUUGAACUAAUUUAAAUCGAUUUUGGCUGAUUCUGUCACUCAAAAUCGAUUACGCAAGAAUCAAUUUUCAGCCAUUUUCAAGGGGGGAAAAGCUGGUUUUGGGUAUCAAAAUGACUGAAAAUCAAUUCUUGCGUAAUCGAUUUUGAGUGACAGAAUCAGCCAAAAUCGAUUUAAAUUAGUUCAAAUCGAUUUUGAGCCACAAAAUCGCUUGAAAUCGAUUUAAAUCUAUAACAGUGGUCCAAAAUCGAUUUAAAUCGCUCAAAAUCAGCCAAAAUCGAUUUAAAUCGCUCAAAAUCGGCCAUAAUCGACAAGAGCUCCAAAUCAGCUUUUUCCCCGUUGCUUGAUGAAUGAGUUUUUGUGUCAGUUAAAAUCCAGCAUGCUGAUUCUUUAUGCAAAUAUUGUCUCAGAAUUAGUGUCAUUCAUAAGAAUCCAUACUAUAAAUAAAUGAAUGAAUUUUGUUUAAUCGUUAGAUUAAAUUUCGAUGCACGAUUACAAGUUUUUAAUUUCAUAUUCUAAGUACGAUUGUCAGAUAAAAUGACUUCGCGCUUUUAAUGUUCAACUCUGUACUGUUUUCUUCAGGCACAUUCCAUACAUAAUUCCAUCCAGAGUUUAUAAACAAUCGUUUACGCUACUGAUUAAGAAUUCGUACUUUUGUCUCAAAAUUAUGACACACCAAUACUUGCGCUGAUCUCCCUUAGUGUUGAACGCUCCUCGCGCUGAACUCUCCGUUUCUCGUUAGCACACUCACAUACAAAUAGUUUAACUAGGCUUUUUGUAUAAUACUGCUUCAGACAUAGUAAAAAUCUCAAAUCGAAUACCAUAGCAUUGCAUUAUGGCACAGAAAAUCAUUUACCCUCAUUCCAAAUUGAAUAUGAAUGAAAACUUCAACAGCAAUCAUAUGGUAUAGUGAUGAUUAAAGAGUUAUUCAAGAAUAUAGAAUUGAAAUUUCAUCGACAAAAUUAAACAUAUAAUCGACCGUUAGCAUUUAUUAUUGGUACAUAGACAAAGAAGGAAAUCUGAUUUUCUUCACAAAGGAUCCGGAGUUCUACGUUGUCUUGUAUAUCGAUCGACACUAUUUCGAACAGCUAUUGGAAACAAAAAUUAAACGACAAUUACCAAAAACGAGACGCCCACAAUACGCAGUGUCAUUAAAAUUUGUCAAUAACAAUAAUAUACUGAGUAUAUAUGGCUGUUAUUGCUCCUACGAAAAAGAGGUUUUAAGAGAUAAGUUAUAAAGAGAGGAAGGAUAUUAUCAAAAGCUUUCUGUCGUUGGUUUUUCUUUUUUUGCCAUUAUGUUAAUGAAACUUUAACGUUGGUUGUACGAGUUUGUUAACUCUUUGAAGGACAGUAAAUUCCAAAAUGAAAAGGAAAACGUUUCAUCUGUCCCUAUUUUUCUUUCGAUUCAGAACCAUGAAAGAGAGUUUUAUUACAUGGUAAUUUGCGUAAGCUAUCACUCCACUCAUAUUCCUGACAAACUAGAGAGACCUGAAAGAAACUGAAUCCUUCCUGAAAUAUCGUAAUGAUAUUUGGUCGUGGUCAUGUGCUAAACAACAACGACUAGAAUUAGACAGAGGUCAUCGAUGUACAAUUAUAUUUUCUAUUCAUCAGCCGCGUUAUUCAAUAUUUGAAUUAUUUGAUUGUAUUUUAUUAUUAUCAAGCGGAAGAUGUAGUUAUCAUGGUCGAUCAGAGGAUUUGCUACCUUAUUUUUCUUCUAUUGGAUUUUCCCUGAAAGAAAAUGAAAAUCCAGGUGAUUUCUUGUUGGAUAUUGUACAAGGUGUUCGGCAACCGUUAGGAGAAACACUGUUUGUUGACAAAGAAACCUUAGUUCAAUAUUUAUACGAUAAAUAUCACAAAUCGAUUAUCUAUGCUAAGAUUAAACAACAACUAGAUGAAGUUGAUAAUCACUCAUCACGAAUAGAGACGGCGAAUAAUCACAAACUAUUAUUGCCAGAAAAAUCAUGUUUAAAGGAAUUUUAUUAUCUUUCACAAAGAGCAUUACGAAAUGCAUUUCGUAACCCACUUUCAAUGGCAACACAAACAAUUCUUACCGCUUUAAUUGCAAUACUAACUGGUUGCACCUUUUCAAAUACAGAUCGAACAGGUGUUAUUGACAGUGAAUAUCGUUCCCAAGCUAUUUUCUUCGUUUUAUUAUCAAUUUUUUUCGGACAACUAUCGGCAGUUGAACUACUUGUCAAACGCAAAAUCCUAUUUAAUCAUGAGAGAGAAAGUGGCUACUAUCGUGUAUCAACCUACUUCAUUUCGGAACUGGCUUGUGAUUUAAUAACAGUUAGGUUGAUACCGUUAGUCUUAUAUUCUCUUGUUGUUUAUUUUAUGAUCGGCUUUCAACGAAUAGCAUCGAAAUUUUUCAUAUUCUUUGUAACUUUAUUUUUAACAAAUUUGUGUGCAACUGCACUGUGUACUUGUAUAGCAGCAAGUAUAAAUGAGUUUGGUACUGCUAACAUAUUGGUUUGCUUGGGUAUUGAAAUAAUUAUGAUAUUUUGUGAUUUUAUCGUUGAAACAAGCUCUAUAACGCCUCUUUUAUCAUGGAUGUGCCCAUUAAGUGCGUUUCGUUAUGCAUACCAUAAUUUACAUAUCAAUGAAUUUACAGGUUUAAAAUUAUGUUUACCGAAUAGCAUGCAAAAGUGCUUAUUUCGUGGUGAAAUUAUAUUACAACGUCUGUAUGUCGAUUACAAAACAGAUUGGAAUUUAUGGAAAAAUUUUUUCGGGAUAGGCUCAGUAACAUUUAUUUUGUUCAUAUUAACAUAUAUUCAAUUACUCAACGCGAAAAUAAAAACUCUGUCUCACGUAUCUCAAUCGACACAGAGUAUUUGGAGACACAAGCGGGAUCAAUGUUGGACAUAUUUUUCGAGACAUUAUGACAUGUUGAGACACAUUUUGCCGGGACACAAGACGCAUCACGAGUAGCCGCAUAGACAUAGUUCUAUGUACGAAACCAGAAAUAACAGCAUUAGUUAUAAUAAUAACAGUAAACAGUUGAAGUUUGUGAAUCUUUUUAUCUAUACAAACUUUACAUUACAAAUAGUAUCAGCUACGUGAUGUUUUAAACUGUAUUUAUUGAAGAGAAAAGACACACAUACUGUCGAGUGCACUACUCAUACUCACUAUAAGCAUAUUUGUCAGAGAAGAAGGUAGAAUGAUAAAAACACGUACGCAAAAAACCGCAAAAAGGCAGACAAAUAUAAAAAGGGUUGUGGGGUGAGUGGGAGCUAGAGGAUACCGCAUAAGUUAUGGUUUGUGACAUAUGCAAUAAUGCAUGGUACCACUAAUUUAAAGUUAGAGCAAGUUUUCAUUUUUCCUUUAUGUAUACAUGGUUGGAUAGGGCGUUGUUGUUAGAAGAAAAAAUCUUGCUCAAAUUUGGAAUUACGUGUACCUUACUAGUUACCAAUAAUUGACUAUAUUCUUUCACUGGAAUUUUUUUAUCCUUUGCUAACUGCAUUUAUCUAUUAUUCGUCUGUUUCUUGCCUUCUUGUGUUUUAGCAUCCUUAACUUCAAUAAAUUUUCUUGAAUCACUUAGCAUCUCAUUCAUUUUAUCCACAUAAUUUUUUGUAAACCCCCCCCCCAAAAUAGAAGGCCACCCUAUAUUAGAAGGGCACCCUAAAUAGAAGGCCACCUCAGAGGCAAUUCUGUAAAAUCCAUAUUAAAAGGCCAUGGCCUUUUAUUUUGUCUC
This is a messenger RNA of Didymodactylos carnosus, 4606 nucleotides long. NCBI's taxonomy places the organism in Eukaryota, Metazoa, Rotifera, Eurotatoria, Philodinida, Philodinidae. The record is from the annotation of a GenBank genome assembly.